Lolium rigidum is the source of this 1321-nucleotide messenger RNA. Its product is annotated as protein ALTERED XYLOGLUCAN 9-like. Gene Ontology annotation, biological process: carbohydrate metabolic process. The transcript has a single exon. The record is from RefSeq and is a predicted model, not a curated record. Gene Ontology annotation, cellular component: Golgi apparatus. NCBI's taxonomy places the organism in Eukaryota, Viridiplantae, Streptophyta, Magnoliopsida, Poales, Poaceae. The coding region runs from base 1 to 1035 and encodes 344 amino acids. Gene Ontology annotation, molecular function: acetyltransferase activity.
AUGGUUUCCGCCGGCGCGCAGGUGGGCUUGCUAGCGGCGUGCGUGGUGCUCUUCGUCCCCAUGGGCCUCGCCGGGUGGCACCUCAGCCGCAACAAGGUGCUCUUCUUCUCCGGCGCGCUCUUCGUCUCCCUCGCCGUCGGGGUCCACCUCUCCCCCUACCUCCCCUCGCUGCCCCACCUCCUCAUCUCCUCCUUCCACCCGCUCCACCCCGCCUCCCCCUCCUCCUCCUCCGCCUCCUGCCUCUCCCUCCUCCACCGCGUCACCUGGUCCCCCGCCUCCCCCGCCACCGCCCGCGCCUGGUCGUGGCCGCCCUCGCUCGCCUCCACCUGCGGCUUCGCGCGCCUGACGCGCCACGACGCGUCCACCCUGCUCAACGGCUCCUGGGUCAUGAUCGCGGGGGACUCGCAGGCGCGGCUGCUCGUGCUCGCGCUGCUGCGCCUGCUGCUCGACCCGGCCGCCGCGGCCGCCGCCGAGCCGGACCUCUUCCGCCGCCACAGCGACUACCAUGCCGCCGUCCCCGCGCGCGGCAUCUCCGUCGACUUCAUCUGGGCGCCCUUCGAGGCCAACCUCACGCGCCUGCUCCGCGAGGACCUCCGCCUCGCGCCCCGCGCCCCCGACGUGCUCGUGCUCGGCUCCGGCCUCUGGCACAUGCUCCACGUCACCGACGCCGCGCAGUACGGCGACGCGCUCGCGUCCAUCGCCGACGCCGCCAACUCCCUCCGCUCCUCGCUGCCCGUGCCGCCGCCGCCGCACAUGUUCUGGCUCGGCCUGCCGCACCUCGUCAACCCGAUGCUCAACACCGAGGCCAAGCGAGCGCGCAUGAACGACACCAUCCUCCAAGCUUACGACCGUGAGGUGGACGAGAGGUGCAUCUUGCGCCGCGACGGUGGCCCGUUCCGGCUGCUCGACGUGGGAAAACUCACCCGGGGAUGUGAAUGCACGCCUGACGGGAUGCACUAUGACGGCGUGGUGUACGAUGCUGUCAUGCAUAUCAUGUUCAAUGCGCUAUUGAUUGAAUCGCAGCAAAGGAUCUGAGUGCUGGUAGGGGUCCUUGAAGCAGGUGUGCUCCCAACCCCCUCUUCUUUUGGAUCAUCACCAUACGCGGUGUUAACUAGAAUGUGUUGUGAAAUACUAGGAAGGUUCUUUUCAUUGCUUCAACAUUUUGGUUGCGUGCCAGAGGUCGCCAUUGGAUGGCUCGACAUUAGAGUGUAAUAUAGGGACAUCUUAGAACCAUACCCUUUUUGGCUGAAUGAAUGGCAAACUGAAAUGAUGUAUUGUAUACCUUUUCUCUCUGGUAAUAACUAUAAGAUGGUGACUGACA